Closterium sp. NIES-67 is the source of this 1508-nucleotide messenger RNA. The record is from the annotation of a GenBank genome assembly. Lineage: Eukaryota; Viridiplantae; Streptophyta; Zygnematophyceae; Desmidiales; Closteriaceae.
UGCGAUAUCUGGUAGCCUGGCCUCUCCACUUAUCACGCUCAUAUUUGGUAGGCCUCACACCUACACCCAUGUCACUACCCGUUCGUCCGCGUAGCCUGUAGAAGACGGACCCAGCAUCUUCUCCCUCCCAUCGAUGCUUUCGUCAUAUCUACCAACAGCUGUUAGCUGGACUCUGUCUGCGAAAGCUGCUGUUUCACGUGAUUCAGGCAACGUCGAGCACUAGUUUCUCGCUAGGGCUCAACAGCCACAGUAAAGGGAUCGCAGAUAAUCAGGCUUCCCUGCGUCAGCCGCUACAUUCAAAUAAUCUCCAGUUUCCUCUAAUCUGAUCUUUGAUGCUGAGCGUUAACUUCGGAGGAUAUCGGGACAUUCAGAUUCUCCCUCUCCUCAACCACUGAAUUUUGAGUCGACUCAAAAAGUCUCCUCAACCGCUGAAUUCGUGCGAAGCUUGAAAAAGGCAGGCCGUGGAACGAAGCGCACGAGCUGAAAUGAAUUCCCGUGCAUCGCUCGCCUUACUGCUCCUUCUCACCUUAUCCUCAGGGUCAUGGUUGGCCUUAGCCGCCAGCAAGUCGGCAGGCCUGUCUGACGGAGCCACGUGCUACUACGACAAGAACUACACCCCCAUGAAGCCCUUCUGCAAGCGAGACUUCGGGUGUUUGGUGACCAAGGUGGUUCGCAACUCGCCGCAUUUCAAGUUCAAGGGAGUAUGCGCCUCCGAUGUUCCACUGGACCAGAUCACGAAGAAAUUCUGCAUGUUUCGCUCGGUGAUGUUCGCGCCGGGGACAAGCGGCAUCACGGCGACGUCCAUGGUGUCCGCACUGCACGUGCCGGCUGCUCAAGGACGGCCCGUCGUGCCUGUGCCCCCUGGGCAAGCAGUGCAAGCAGGACGCGCUGGGGCGGUGGAAGGACGGCAUGCGAUGCAGAGACACCCGGCAGAACCAGUGUGAAAUCUCAAGGGUGGUCAACGGCACGCACAUCGGCAAUUGCAUCAACCCUGCUCAGGGUCCCAACGAGUGCAUCAGUGCAGGGCCGGGGUGGGGUCCAAUCUUUGUGAAGAACAGGGCGCACAACAUGAUCAAGACUGGCGACCUCUGCCAGCGCUGCUCCUGCACUAAAGGGCAGUUUGCCAGCUGCAAACCCGUCCCUGGAUGUGUCAUGUGUGUGCCCAAGAGUCCAAGCAACGUCAAGCAACAGUGUAGCCAGUGCUGCAGCAAGGCGACCACACCCGAGGCAGUGGAGUUGUGUGAAACAGCCUGCAACAGGGUCAUCCGAUAGCCUUCUGAGAAUUGACUUUGCUUUAAGCCUUCCGUCUCAUCUUGAAUCAGAUGAGCUGACAUGCCAGCCUACGUUUGUCAUGACAUUGUGAAUAACUGCCAUCCCUGGCUCUCCUUGAGCCCUAAUUAUUAUCACGGUAUGUUUGACGCAUAGCGAUAGUGGACCUCUAUAGCAGGAUUGCAAGCCCCCCAUCGGCAAUUUUUGAAGUUGCAUGCAUGUCGUUUGUGCUUUUAUGA